CGGGAGGGAGCGAGGGGAGGAGCGCGCGGCAAGCGCCCCUCCGGCUCCGUGUGAGGGAGCAGCGGAGCCCGGCGCUGGGACCGGCCCGCGAUGGAGUGAGCCCCGGCCGCUCCCGCCCGCCCUACCGGCCGCGCUGCGAGCCCUGCCGCCCGGCUGAGGGCCGCCGCCUCGGGGUGCCGCAGGGGCGCAGCCCGGCGGCGGACGAGCGGGGAGCGCGCCCCGGCCGGCAGGCAGGCAGGAGGAGCCCCCCCGGGGGAGGGGCUGGCGCUGGGUGCCCGGCUGCCGGGCGCGGGGAGCGGAGCGAUGGCGGCGGGGAGAGCCGGGCGGCUCCUCGGCUCCCUCUGGAUCGCCCUUCUCCUCGGGCAGCCGGACCCGGCCGCUGCCGCCGCUCGGAGCGGCUCCCAGAACCUCCCCACAGGAUCCCUUGUGAGAACCUUCACUCCUUUUUACUUUCUGGUGGAACCAAUGGACGUUCUGUCAGUUCGCGGAGCUUCUGUUAUAAUGAACUGUUCAGCUUAUUGUGAAACUUCUCCAAAAAUUGAAUGGAAAAAAGAUGGGACUUUUCUAAACUUGGUGUCAGAUGACCGUCGCCAGUUGCUACCAGAUGGAUCUUUAUUAAUAAACAGUGUGGUGCAUUCCAAGCAUAAUAAACCUGAUGAAGGAUAUUAUCAGUGUGUGGCAACUGUGGAAAGCCUGGGGACCAUUGUCAGCAGAACAGCAAAGCUCACGGUAGCUGGCCUUCCCAGGUUCACCAGUCAGCCAGAAUCAUCAUCUGUCUAUAAAGGCAACAGUGCAAUCCUUAACUGUGAAGUCAAUGUUGACCUUGCACCGUUCGUGAGGUGGGAGCAGGAUCGCCAGCCAGUCUUUCUGGAUGACCGUGUAUUUAAGUUACCAAGUGGAGCUCUAAUUAUUAGCAAUGCUACUGAUACGGAUGGAGGACUCUAUCGCUGCAUCAUUGAAAGUGGUGGGACCCCCAAAUACAGUGACGAAGCAGAGCUCAAAAUUCUUCCAGAUCCAGAGGUGCCACAGAACUUGAUGUUUGUGAGGCAGCCCUCUUCACUCACUAAACUGACUGGGCAAAGUGCAGUUUUUCCAUGUGUUGCUGUAGGAUUUCCAGCUCCAUGUAUCAAGUGGACAAGAAAUGAAGAAGAGCUUGUAACAGAAGGCCAUGGGAGAUUGCUGCUGCUUGCGGGGGGCAGUCUGGAGGUCAGCGAGGUUACGGAGGAGGACGCUGGCACAUACACCUGCACAGCAGAUAAUGGAAAUGAGACGAUUGAAGCUCAAGCAGAACUUACAGUUCAAGUUCCUCCUGAAUUUCUGAAGCGGCCUGCAAAUAUUUACGCUCAUGAGUCUGUGGACAUUGUGUUUGAGUGUGAGGUGACUGGCAAACCUACUCCUACUGUGAAAUGGGUCAAGAAUGGAGACAUGGUGAUACCAAGUGACUAUUUCAAAAUCGUUAAAGAACAUAAUCUGCAAGUUUUGGGUCUGGUGAAAUCAGAUGAAGGAUUCUAUCAGUGCAUUGCAGAAAAUGAUGUUGGAAAUGCACAGGCUGGAGCCCAGCUGAUAAUACUUGACCUUGAUGUUGCCAUCCCAACAUUACCUCCCACUUCACUGACCAGUGCCACUAAUGACCAUCUAGCACCAGCUACAACAGGACCACUGCCUUCAGCCCCGCGGGACGUCGUGGCCACCCUCGUCUCCACCCGCUUCAUCAGACUGACGUGGCGGACACCUGUAUCAGACCCUCAAGGAGACAACCUCACCUAUUCAAUCUUCUACACCAAGGAAGGUAUAAACAGGGAACGCGUUGAAAAUACGAGUCGUCCUGGAGAGACACAAGUGACAAUCCAAAACCUGAUGCCAGAAACAGUUUAUGUGUUUCGAGUUGUGGCUCAGAACAGGCACGGCCCUGGAGAUAGCUCAGCGCCGCUCAAGGUGGCCACCCAGCCUGAGGUUCAGCUUCCUGGUCCAGCACCCAAUAUCCGAGCGUUCGCCAGUUCACCCACCUCCGUUACUGUCACCUGGGAGACACCCUUGUCUGGCAAUGGAGAGAUCCAGAACUACAAGCUCUAUUACAUGGAGAAGGGGCAGGACACUGAGCAGGAUGUUGAUGUAGGAGGACUCUCCUAUACCAUUAAUGGAUUAAAGAAAUACACAGAGUAUAGUUUCCGAGUGGUAGCUUACAAUAAACAUGGUCCUGGUGUCUCAACCCAAGAUGUUGUUGUACGAACGUUGUCAGAUGUCCCCAGUGCUCCACCACAGAAUCUAACGCUGGAGGUACGGAAUUCCAAGAGCAUCAUGCUGCACUGGCAGCCUCCCCCUGCGGGGACACACAGUGGACAAAUCACCGGCUACAAAAUUCGCUACCGUAAAGUGUCCCGCAAGAGUGAUGUGACAGAGAGCAUCGGUGGCACCCAGCUCUUGCAGCUAAUUGAAGGUCUUGAACGAGGUACAGAGUACAGCUUCCGAGUAGCUGCCUUGACUGUUAAUGGUACCGGACCAGCUACCGACUGGGUAUCAGCAGAAACCUUUGAGAGUGAUCUAGAUGAAACUCGUGUUCCUGAAGUUCCAAGUUCCUUACAUGUCCGUCCGCUGGUCACCAGUAUUGUAGUGAGCUGGACUCCACCUGAAAACCAGAACAUCGUGGUGAGAGGCUAUGCGAUAGGGUACGGCAUUGGCAGUCCUCAUGCACAGACCAUCAAGGUGGACUAUAAACAGAGAUACUACACCAUUGAAAACUUAGACCCAAGCUCCCACUACGUGAUAACCCUGAAGGCAUUUAACAACGUGGGGGAAGGGAUCCCCCUCUACGAGAGUGCGGUGACCAGGCCACACUCAGACACUUCCGAGGUUGAUUUGUUUGUUAUUAAUGCUCCAUACACUCCAGUGCCAGAUCCGUCUCCCAUGAUGCCACCGGUGGGGGUUCAGGCUUCCAUUCUGAGCCAUGACACCAUACGGAUCACUUGGGCAGACAACUCUCUGCCGAAGAACCAGAAGAUCACAGACGCUCGCUACUACACAGUUCGCUGGAAAACCAAUAUCCCCGCAAAUACGAAGUACAAGACUGCAAAUGCAACCACUUUGAGCUAUUUAGUGACUGGGUUAAAACCAAAUACCUUGUAUGAAUUCUCCGUGAUGGUGACUAAAGGUCGAAGAUCAAGUACUUGGAGUAUGACAGCACAUGGAACAACUUUUGAAUUAGUUCCCACUUCUCCUCCCAAAGACGUGACUGUGGUGAGCAAGGAGGGAAAACCUCGGACAAUAAUUGUUAACUGGCAGCCUCCAUCCGAAGCCAAUGGCAAAAUUACAGGAUACAUCAUUUACUACAGUACGGAUGUGAACGCUGAAAUACAUGACUGGGUUAUUGAGCCCGUCGUGGGAAACAGACUGACCCAUCAAAUACAAGAACUAACCCUUGAUACACCAUAUUAUUUCAAAAUUCAGGCCCGCAACUCGAAGGGCAUGGGGCCCAUGUCUGAGGCGGUCCAGUUCAGAACCCCAAAAGCUGAAUCCUCAGAUAAAAUGCCUAAUGAUCAAGCUUCAGGAUCUGCAGGGAAAGGCAGCCGCCCAGUGGACAUAGGGCCGGAUUACAAACCGCCUCUCGGUGGCAGUAACAGUCCCCAUGGAAGUCCUACUUCUCCCUUGGACAGCAACAUGCUGCUUGUAAUCAUAGUGUCUGUUGGAGUGAUCACCGUUGUGAUAGUGGUGAUAGUCGCCGUCUUCUGCACUCGUCGUACAACUUCUCACCAAAAAAAGAAACGAGCUGCCUGCAAAUCAGUGAACGGGUCCCAUAAGUACAAAGGAAACUCGAAAGACGUCAAGCCUCCUGACCUGUGGAUCCAUCAUGAAAGACUGGAGCUAAAACCCAUUGAUAAAUCUCCAGAUCCCAACCCAAUCAUGACAGAUACCCCAAUCCCUCGCAACUCCCAAGACAUCACCCCCGUUGAUAAUUCCAUGGACAGCAAUAUCCAUCAAAGGCGCAAUUCCUACAGAGGGCAUGAGUCGGAGGAUAGCAUGUCCACCCUGGCAGGAAGAAGGGGGAUGAGGCCCAAGAUGAUGAUGCCUUUUGAUUCUCAACCACCUCAGCCUGUGAUUAGUGCUCAUCCCAUCCAUUCACUCGAUAACCCUCACCAUCAUUUCCACUCCGGCAGCCUCGCUUCUCCAACUCGCAGCUAUCUCCAUCACCAGGUCAACCCGUGGCCGAUUGGCACAUCCAUGUCCCAUUCAGACAGGGCCAAUUCCACAGAAUCUGUUCGAAAUACACCUAGCACAGACACCAUGCCAGCUUCCUCGUCUCAGACCUGUGCUGACCACCAGGAUCCUGAAGGCACCACAGGGUCUUACCUGGCUAAUGCACAAGAGGAGGACUCGGCUCAGAACCUCCCCACGGCACAUGUCCGUCCUUCCCACCCGCUGAAGAGUUUUGCAGUGCCGGCAGUUCCACCAGCUGGUUCCACGUACGACCCUGCAUUGCCAAGCACACCAUUAUUGACUCAGCAAGUUCACUCGGUGAAGACUGCAUCGAUUGGGACUUUAGGAAGAACCCGACCUCCUAUGCCAGUGGUAGUCCCCAGUGCCCCUGAUGUGCAGGAGACCACCAGGAUGCUUGAGGACUCAGAAAGCGUAGAAUUAUGAACCGGAUGAGCUGACCAAAGAGAUGGCCCACCUGGAAGGACUUAUGAAGGACCUUAAUGCCAUCACUACAGCAUGACCACCUUCACCAGGACAUGACUCCAGACAGCUUCACAAGUCUUAGGACUCAGCCUUGGAACACAAGGAAUUGUACAGAGGGAGAAAAAAAAUAAAGAAAAAACAAACAAAAAAAACAAAACAAAAAAACAGGAAGAGGGACAGCGCAUGAGAACAUACACAGAAAGCAAACGAACCAACCAGUGCAUCUGUGCUACAGCUGGUCAAAGAGAGAUGACCUUUCUUGUCAUUGUCCUGCAAUGAAGUCAUUGCCAAGUGGAAUUCCAUUUACCUGCUGAGACCAUGCAGGAUGGGACGCAUCAGCCUGAAAUCCAGCAUCCAGAUAAAAGGAAAAAAAGUGGACUUCACUGGUUUGUUGUUUUUUUUUUUCUGAUCAGGUUUUGUCUCAGUGGUGUGAUUGCCCUGCCUUUUCAGUGUUGGACAUUCGCAUUUAUGUACAAUUUUAUUUGUGUUUUUAUUUUAUCUUUUUUUAUAAAAAAGAAAAAAAUAUUGUUAAAAAAAAAGAGAAACUGUUGUUUUUCCACAGCCUAGACUGACGUUUGACUGCUUGUUCUAUUGUGUAUGAAAAAUCAUUGCCAGCGUGGGUUGUUCUGUUUUUGUUUUUUAUUCUGCAUAUACUUAUGUCCCCUUCUGGCAGUUAAUCCAUGGCCUUUUGGGAUGCUGCACUGCUAUUUGUAAGCUUUUUUUUUUAUUUUUUUAUAUUAUAAUUAUUAAAAGCCUGACUUUCUCCUCUCAUCACUGUGAGAUUACCAGUCUGUUUGAAUUGAAUUGAAAUGUAAUUUGAAAGGCUUGUUUGUCGCUUUUUGUGCAGUUUCAAUAUUUUGAGUGGGGAAAAGUAGAUGGGGAAGGGGAGGGGAUCCAGUGGGAGGUUUCAUAAUUGUUGUUUUCCUGUCUUUCUACAUUGAUUUGAAAGACUGAAGAAAAUGAAAGCAUCUUCUGUAACAUCCUUCCUUGUAACUUCAGCAUACUGUGUCUCUGGUUACUGAAUUGCAGUGAGAGUCUCAUUUAGAAACAUUAAAAAAUUCCUCCUGUAAAGUAGGGUUCCUUAUGUUUAGAUGACACUACAGCUUCUUUUGGCAACAGUGCUCUAUUUUGUUGUUAAUUUAAAGAUCACAUCAUGAAACUUUCAAGUGCAGAUUGAGCGCUCAUUCAGCAUGGAAAGCUUAGCACAGACAGCAGUGCACAACACUUCCCUGCUGGUGGUGCUUGGGUUUGAGCUACCUGGACCUCCCAGAAGCAGAGAACUGUGAACCUCUUCUCAUCAGCACAUACCAUAUCUUACUUCUGAGAACACUACAUGUCCACAGGAUCCUUCAGCCGCAAGUCCAACCCCAGUGCAAUUUCUGUAUCCCAGGCCAUUUAAACAAGAAUCCUUCUCUUAAGGAUUCUUCAGAGAUGUAAGCAAGGCAAAAAUGUAUUUUUUACACUUUUGAAACCAUUUGAAAAGAAAACCAGUAUUAGUGACUCGGGUGCUGAUCACAUAUCUGACUAAAAAGGAAGGAAAGUUAAAAGGGAGCUCCCAUAGAAGGGGAAGGAAAAGGGUUUUUUCUUUUCCCCUUGUAUGAUUGCCUGGUUCUGCCAAACGCCACAAGGAGGAAUAGAAAGGCAUAGAAAGAGGGACAGUAUUUUAAGAAAAAAAAGGAAGGAAAAAAAACCCCAGUACCCAGCUGCCUAACAAACUUGUGUGCAAUUCCAUUUUUAAGAUGAAAGGAAACUCAAACCUUACUGAUGAUUCAGAUGGAGAAUCUGUUCCUUCUGAGCAGUCGGGUUUGUGAUCUCAGAUGCUCAGUGAUACCGAUGGGGGACACGCAGGUACCAAGCACUUCAGGUGCGGGGCGCUGCUGCUGUAGCCCACAGUGCCUCUGCUAGGUGGCUGUACCUGUAGGAACAUUAAGAGAAAAUACUGUAACCUUCUUAAAUUUAAAUAAAAACCCAGAAACUUUG
Molecule: messenger RNA, 6654 nt
Organism: Falco peregrinus (peregrine falcon)
Lineage: Eukaryota; Metazoa; Chordata; Aves; Falconiformes; Falconidae
Gene: NEO1
Product: neogenin 1
Exons: 29
Coding region: 304-4635 (1443 amino acids)
Biological process (GO): cell-cell adhesion
Cellular component (GO): membrane
Molecular function (GO): protein binding
Source: RefSeq, a predicted model, not a curated record